Messenger RNA from Sorghum bicolor (sorghum), 785 nucleotides. Its product is annotated as acyl carrier protein 2, chloroplastic. Gene Ontology annotation, biological process: fatty acid biosynthetic process. The record is from RefSeq and is a predicted model, not a curated record. The coding region runs from base 132 to 539 and encodes 135 amino acids. Lineage: Eukaryota; Viridiplantae; Streptophyta; Magnoliopsida; Poales; Poaceae. Gene Ontology annotation, molecular function: acyl carrier activity. The transcript has 4 exons.
CAACCGAGAGUAUAUACCACGGCCCGCCACCUUCCCUAGCCCCCCACCCGUCUCCUGCAACUCAUUUCUCCCGAGCCCCGCCGUGAGCCUCCACUCGCCGCCGCCGCCGUUCGCCCGUUCCAGCUUCGUCCAUGGCUUCCCUCACCGGAUCCGCUCUCUCCUUUGCGAGGCCCGUCAAGGCAAUCAGCAUUAAGUCUUCCUCUUUCUCUGGUUUAAGGAAGGAUAAUGUAGCCUUCCGCCUGCAGCCAGUGCCACAAAGAUUCGCAGUCUGCUGUCCUGCUAAAAAGGAGACCGUGGAUGAGGUUUGUAAGAUUGUCAAGAAGCAGCUUGCACUUGCUGAGGGCACUGAUGUUUGUGGCUCCUCUAAGUUUCAAGAACUUGGUGCUGAUUCAUUGGACACUGUUGAGAUUGUUAUGGGCCUUGAGGAGGCUUUCAAGAUCACUGUGGAGGAGUCAAGCGCACAGUCAAUCGCAACUGUGGAAGAUGCUGCUAAUCUCAUUGACGAACUUGUUGCGGCAGAAGCAGCAAAAGCAAAAUAAUUGCAUUAAACUCAUGGUCGCAGUGCUUUGGGUGCUUACCCUGCUCCUGUACCAGCGCAUCCCUUCUUGUUCUAUGCCCCUCUUGUUCUACCCUCCUUCCCUUUUUCUACCCUGGAGAGCUGUUUCUUUGUCAUGACUGUCAUUGUGGAUCUCGCGGUACUAUUAUCAUAUUGAAGAUUCUGUGCUUGUUCAAGAAAAAAAAAAUGUUGCGAUAUAUAUGUUAUUAUAUAUUGAAGCUUUUUCGCA